CCACCCUUGCGUCUUCGACAAACAGCAUAAUUCACAAUGUCCACGAACGGCAAAGAAGUGUCAUUCACAUCUUUGGACGCUAGCAAUGAGAAAAUAACAGCUGCCAAAAUGCCUUAUAAAAGCUACAGGCCUAGAUCCGUGUCUACAUGUUCAACAGACUCGUGUAGCUCUGCAAGUUUAUCUGAAGAUGAUACUCCAGUUAGGUCAAGAAAACAACUUAAUAGUUCUGGAUUUAGUGACUUUUGCAUUAAAGAUAUUAGGCUAAAGGAUUUUGGAAGACGUGAAAUUGAUUUUGCAGAACAAGAAAUGCCUGGCUUAUUGUCUUUGAGAAAAAAAAUGAUAGAUGACAAGCCAUUGCGAGGAGCUAAAAUUGUUGGAUGUACAUCUAUUACGGCUCCAACUGCUGUAUUAAUUGAAACAUUAGCUUCUUUAGGCGCUGAAUUAAGAUGGUGUGCUUGUAAUAUUUAUUCAACGCAGAAUGAAGUUGCUGCUGCUUUAGCAGAAGCAGGAUUCCCAAUAUUUGCUUGGCGAGGUGAAUCUGUUGAUGAUUUUUGGUGGUGUAUUGAAAAAUGUUUUGAAAGCAAGAACUGGAAACCUAACAUGAUUUUGGAUGAUGGUGGAGACGCAACUAAUUAUUGCCAGGCAAAAUGUCCUAGUGUUUUUAAAAAUUUAAUUGGGAUUGUUGAAGAAAGCACCACUGGUAUUCAUCGUUUAUAUAAAUUAUUGAAAGCAGAAAAACUAUUAGUACCAGCUAUUAAUAUCAAUAAUUGUGUAACAAAAACUAAAUUUGAUAAUCGUUAUAGUUGUAGAGAAUCUGUAAUUGUCAGUCUAAAGAAAUGUACUGAUUUAAUGUUUGGUGCAAAACAAGUUGUGUUAUGUGGUUAUGGAGAAGUGGGCAAAGGAUGUUGUCAAUCGUUAAAAGGACUUGGUUGUAUAGUAUAUGUUACAGAAAUUGAUCCAAUUUGCGCUUUGCAAGCAUGUAUGGAUGGAUUUAAAGUGGUUAAGCUGAAUGAAGUAAUUCGACUAGUGGAUAUUGUAAUUACAGCUACUGGUAAUAAAAAUGUAAUUGUUCGAGAACAUAUGGAUAAAAUGAAGUCUGGCUGUAUUGUAUGUUGUAUGAGUUAUUGUCAUAAUGAAAUUGAUGUGGCUGCAUUACAUACACCAGAGUUAAAAUGGGAAAAGGUACGUUCACAAGUAGAUCAUAUCCGUUGGCCUGAUGGAAAAACUAUGAUUUUGCUUGCUGGUGGUCAUCAUGUAAAUUACACUUGUUCUAGCAUUCCAUCAUUUGUCACGUCUAUUACUGCCGCAACACAAGUACUUGCAUUAGUGGAAUUAUUUAAUGCGCCAAUUGGUCGCUAUAAGAGUGAUGUAUAUUUACUGCCAAAAAAAAUGGACGAGCACGUGGCAAGUCUUCAUUUAGCAACAUUUGAUGCUCAUCUUACAGAACUUAGUGAAGAACAAGCCAAGUACAUGGGAUUACCAAAAAAUGGCCCAUUUAAACCUAAUUACUAUAGAUACUAAAUGAAAUAAUAAUUUAAAAAUAUUUUUAAUUCUUGUUCAAAAACACAAAUAUAAAAUUACACCUACUUUAUUAUAGGGAAUACAAUAUUAUUUUUAUAUACAUGAAUAUUUACAUAAUAUUUAAAGAUAAUUAAGGAAAAACUGAGUACUCUGAAAAUUCCAUUCUUUUUAUACUAUUUCUCCUCACAUAAAAAUU
Molecule: messenger RNA, 1717 nt
Organism: Sipha flava (yellow sugarcane aphid)
Lineage: Eukaryota; Metazoa; Arthropoda; Insecta; Hemiptera; Aphididae
Product: S-adenosylhomocysteine hydrolase-like protein 1
Exons: 13
Coding region: 37-1521 (494 amino acids)
Biological process (GO): L-methionine cycle
Cellular component (GO): cytosol
Source: RefSeq, a predicted model, not a curated record